AAAUUAUCUGCAAACAUAAUUUACUGGGGUGACUGUAAAAGAAUACUUAAGAAACCUAGGAGCCCUUAUUCUAAAGUAUUGUCAGCAAUAACGACAACAACAACAAUUUAUUCGUACUGAAUUAUUUCUCUUUGCAGUAAAACACUGCACACCCUCAGAUGAAGAAUUAGAAAAAUUGGGUGUUAAAAUUGCAGAAAAUUGGAUAAAGCUAGGACGUCGCCUUGGGGUCAGUGAUCCACAGAUUCAAGAAAUAAAUAAAGCUCACUACCAAUUGCCUGAAAAGGGAUACCACAUGUUAAAGCAUUGGAAACAAGAAAAGGGUUCUGCCGCGACCUACAAGGCUUUGUGUGAUGCAUUACAACAUGAACUUGUACAGCGGCAAGACUUGGCAGAGACGUUUUGUUACAUAAAGGUAAAACACGGCACACCGACAGACGAUGAAUUAGAAAAAGUGGGUGUUAAAAUUGCAGAAAAUUGGAUAAAGCUUGGACGUCGCCUUAGGGUCAUUGAUCCACAGAUCCAAGAAAUAAAUAAAGCUCACUACCAAUUGCCUGAAAAGGGAUACCACAUGUUAAAGCAUUGGAAACAAGAAAAGGGUUCUGCCGCGACCUACAAGGCUUUGUGUGAUGCAUUGCAACAUGAACUAGUACAGCGGCAAGACUUGGCAGAGAAGUUUUGUUACAUAAAGGGUAAUUAUUUUCUACAAUAUUAAGUCUAAUGGUCUUACGUGAGCUCAGGACUCUGGAUUGAGAAGUCUGGGUUUAGCCCUUGCUGGGGAUAAUAGUUAAUAUAAAACACAAUUUAUCUCUCUUCGCCCGUGCAGGUGUAAGAAACAGGGCAAGAUACUAGUCAACAAAUUAUGAGAAUUUGUCUAUUUAAUAAAAAUGCACCAGUUCAAGUCAAUGAGUCACUCACUUAAAGGCCUAAGACCUUGGAUUGUAGAACUAAUCUGAACGUAAGACCCCUCUCCCAAUUGCCAAAACUAAGACCGUAAGACCCUCUUCCAUUCUGGCUCAAAACUGAGAGCUAACUACUUUCCUCGAAGGUGGCUCAAAACAGUUCCCAGCAGUUAGAUUUUGAUGGGCCGUUAUAACCACUAUUUAUCCCUUGAUGCUACAAUCGUGGUAUCAAAAAACUGCCCAACCAUUGGCGAACGCGUUGUUAUCAUUUUCGUCACACAAUAGGUUACCAUAACAAAACGUUGAAUCAACAACUGGGUGGGUGACGUAAUGCAUCUGGUCCCUGUUCGAUGAACCAUGUUGAGUGGGUGUUUUGAUAUUUCCUGUUCGUUCAAGCUACAUCGUCGUGUUAUUUUAUGCAGUCUGUAGUCCGCGUGAAUUUUAAUGGUUUCUGCGUGCGAAAUGGAACAGAACAAAUGUAUAUGGGUGACUUGCUGUGGUGAUCUUCAUUUUACAAACAUUACAACCUUUAAAAUUCAUGUCUGUUGAUUUUUUCCAUUUUUUUUUACUUCUUUUAUCUUUUGGUUGGUGUAUCUGAAGUAUCUCAACAAUGGAAUCUAAAUUAACCCUUUUAUUUUACUCACUCGUUAUUUAAGUCAUUUAAUCCAUAAAAAUUCAGGGCAACGGCAUUUGAAGUUAUAUUAUUGCCCGGGGCUGGACAUUGCUUACCCUUGAACCAUUUGACCCAUUUCAUGAAAGUUAUUAUUGUGACAUUCUUGCGUUGCUUUUUAUUGUUUCGUUCCCAAUGUAAAUCAUGAUAUUCCUACGGGACAAAUAAUUUACGUUUUGUGCAUCGCGUAUGCAUGCAGGAUCUGUUCAGUUCCUGCUUUAUCAUACUGGUGGAAUUUCUGUAAGUCAUAUUUGUUAUGGUUUUCUUUAUUAUUUGCUUGCCCUCCGUCAUCUAUUAUUUCUGUAUUCAUUUUCUAUUUGCUUGUCAUUUUUCGUAGUCAAACCCGUAUUCGUGUAAAGAAAUAAAGUCGUACGAUGUUUGAAGUUUAGUGCCAGUUUGGCUUCCACUUGAUUAAUACUAUGGCGAAACAGCGAUAACAAUUAUUGCAUGUCGUUAUAGCACCUGCUGAUCCAGCGCCAGAAGGAACAGUGACAGGAGAAGUCUCUGGUGCUACUGCAAGAACACGUGACAGCGGAGGUUCCACUGGGGAGAGCAGUGCUCUGAAAAGGAAAAGUUUGGACCCGGAUCCUGAGCGAGGUAUCUUGUCUUGGAAGAUUCACUGUGCUAGUGCCACCAGCAGAAAUUCAGAUCCCCAAGAAGAAAGAGAAAAGGUGAACAGAUACAUGGAACAGAAGAUUGAUGAGGUGAAGGGAGUAUUCGAUCUCUCUUCGUUUACAGGGUUACGUCGUCUGCAUGCGUACCUAGUAGGAGAGCUUCACCUGAUGAAUGUUAACUAUACGACGGGUAGCAUCAAAAUAACCGUCAAGUGCCGUACCCUUAAGAUUCUUGAAGGCCUGUGGGAUGACUAUUGUUCUGGCCACCUAAACGCUGUAGCCGAGGAGUGCCUCAUUACAGAGACGGUUAAGGACGAGCUUAGUAUGGAGACUAUAAAGUUAGCAACCACUCUGCUGGAAGAGGACUACUUGGCAUGCAAAUUGUCUUUAAUGGAAAUCUCAGGUUCCUCUGAAGAAGUGCCACAACUUGCGUUUAAUAUGGCUGACCUACAGCAAACCAAAGAGCACUUUGAACGUGGUCUAGACGUACAGCUGAAAAAGCUUGGGCCCGAGCAUAUUGACGUCGCUACUACGUACAAUAACAUGGGUGCUGUAGAGUGUGACAUAGGCAACCUGCAGCAGGCCAAGGGGUAUUAUGAACGUGCUCUAGGCAUACAGCUGAAAAAGCUUGGGCCCGAGCAUAUUGACGUUACAAGUACCUACUACAACUUGGGUAUUGUACACAAUGGCAUGGGCAACCUGCAGCAGGCCAAGGAAUAUUACGAACGUGCUCUAGACAUUAGACUGAAAAUGCUUGGGCUGGAGCAUGCUUACGUUGCGACUAUUUACAAUAACUUGGGUGUUGUACAGCAUGACAUGGGCAACCUGCAGCAGGCCAAGGAGUGUUAUGAACGUGCUCUAGACAUAGAGCUGAAAAAGCUCGGGCCCGAGCAUGCUUACGUUGCGACUCCGUACCACAACUUGGGUGUAGUACAGCAUAACAUGGGCAACCUGCAGCAGGCCAAGGGGCAUUAUGAACGUGCUCUAGACAUAAGACUGAGAAAGCUUGAGCCCGAGCAUGCUUACGUUGCGACUUCGUACAAUAGCUUGGGUGAUGUGCAGCGUGACAUGGGUAACCUCCAGCAGGCCAAGGAGUAUCAUGAACGUGCUCUAGACAUUAGACUGAGAAAGCUUGGGCCCGACCAUAUUGACGUUGCGACUACGUAUAAUAGCUUGGGUGUAGUACAGGGUGACACUGGCAACCUGCAGCAGGCCAAGGAGAAUUUUGAACGUGCUCUAGACAUUAGACUGAGAAAGCUUGGGUCCGAGCAUAUUGACGUUGCGACUACGUACGGUAACUUGGGUGUAGUACAGCGUGACAUGGGCAACCUGCAGCAGGCCAAGGAGUAUCAUGAACGUGCUCUAGAGAUAAGGCUGAAAAAGCUUGGGCCCGAGCAUAUUGACGUAAAACGUACUGACAACAUCUUGGGUGCUGUACAGAAUGCAUUGGAAGACCUGCAGGUGGCCGAAGAAUAUGAUGAACGUACUUCAGGCAUUAGGCUAAAAAGCUUGCACCCGCGCGUUUUGACAAGAAACGUACUUACUGACAUGCUUCCCUUGGAGGACUUGCAGCAGGCCAAAGAAUAUCAUGAACGCGCUUCAGACAAAAGACUAAAAAAACUUAGUGCUGAAAAUGUGGAUAACAGCUUUAGUCACUCUCAACUUCAUUGUAAACUUGUUUAAUGGUCAGUUAAAUCACUUCUAUGUCUCGAAAAAGUCUUAUCUACUGAUUGUAAAUUCAAGGAAAGAUCCUAAAGUACACCACUGAAUUGACAAGGCUGCUAUGGUAAUACGAUUGACGUCAUUGCUAAGAUUAUCAUGAUUAUCAAAUAUAAUGGUAGAUUAUUGUCUCUAAUAGUGACCGUCACGCUCUAAAAAUUUCCGGCAAUACCGAGUCCAAACAAAUUCGCUAAAAGUAAAUGCCUGCUAAGGUCGCUAAGGUUAUACGAUUGACGUCAUCUGUAAUACCAAAGAUAACGUUAAAUGUUUGUCACGACAACAACAACAACAAUAGUUUAUUUAACAGGGCACCUAAAAUAACUGUAAGAAGUUAAACUACAAUGGGCGACAUAAUUAGUUGACACAUUGUUUUUCAAUAGCAGUACUUUUAGUGCACCAAAUAACACCCCUCUUU
This is a messenger RNA of Orbicella faveolata, 4317 nucleotides long. RefSeq lists its product as uncharacterized. Gene Ontology annotation, biological process: signal transduction. Gene Ontology annotation, molecular function: protein binding. NCBI's taxonomy places the organism in Eukaryota, Metazoa, Cnidaria, Anthozoa, Scleractinia, Merulinidae. The record is from RefSeq and is a predicted model, not a curated record.